This is a messenger RNA of Linum tenue, 1887 nucleotides long. The record is from the annotation of a GenBank genome assembly. NCBI's taxonomy places the organism in Eukaryota, Viridiplantae, Streptophyta, Magnoliopsida, Malpighiales, Linaceae.
CGUCAUCGAGUCAGUCGAUGAUUCCGUAGGGUGGCAGUACACCUUAUCAUAGCACUCCAUCGUCCCUACUCCCCUUCCUUACCUUCCUUCCUUCGCACAGGAAGUGCCAUAUCAGUAUAUCACAGUUUGAAGCCCCACAGACUCUAUCGAACUGUCACGGAUUGCUCAUUUUUCUCCGUCAAUCCGAGUAGCAGCGAACCUCCGUGGACUCUGGAGCUCUAUCUCCAAUGGCUUCCCUGCUAAACCCAGCUCUGUCCGUCGGUUUGACAUCAAAUGGGCGCGCCAGACGGGUUCGGGCUCGGUCACUCGUUUCUCCAGCUUCUGUAUCUUUCUCAAGGCGUCGGCUUACGAUUAGAGCUGCAGAGACUGAUACCAAUGAAGGGACGGUAAAACCUCAGGUACCAGAUAAGGCGCCAGCCGGUGGCGGCUCGAGCUUCAACCAGCUUCUCGGCAUCAAAGGAGCUGCUCAGGAGACUAAUAAAUGGAAAAUUCGUCUUCAACUAACAAAACCCGUUACUUGGCCUCCCUUGGUCUGGGGAGUAGUUUGUGGAGCUGCUGCUUCUGGAAACUUCCAUUGGACAUUGGAGGAUGUUGCUAAAUCAGUAGUAUGCAUGAUGAUGUCUGGCCCAUUUCUAACUGGCUACACACAGACGAUAAACGACUACUAUGACCGUGAGAUUGAUGCGAUCAACGAGCCUUAUCGGCCAAUUCCAUCUGGAGCCAUUUCUGAGGAUGAGGUUAUUACUCAAGUCUGGGUGCUGCUUCUUGGAGGCCUAGGCUGUGCUGGUAUAUUGGAUGUUUGGGCAGGACAUACCUUUCCCAUAGUUUUCUAUCUCGCUUUGGGUGGGUCAUUGCUCUCGUACAUAUACUCUGCUCCACCUCUAAAGCUUAAGCAGAAUGGAUGGAUUGGGAAUUUUGCGCUGGGCGCGAGUUAUAUCAGUUUGCCUUGGUACAAUAUCUUUGGCUACUUUGUCUCAGUUCUUAUAACAGCUUGCUACUAUGUUGAUCUCCCUUCUGUGGAUAGGUGGGCGGGUCAGGCUCUGUUUGGGACACUUACACCUGACAUAAUUGUUCUGACACUACUGUACAGCUUAGCCGGGCUGGGAAUUGCGAUUGUAAAUGACUUCAAAAGUAUUGAAGGAGAUCGAGCGAUGGGCCUCCAGUCGUUACCUGUGGCUUUUGGUGCUGAGGCUGCUAAAUGGAUCUGUGUUGGUGCCAUCGACAUAACUCAGAUAUCUAUAGCUGGCUAUCUCCUUGGAGCUGGAAAACCAUAUUAUGCCUUGGCCCUACUCGCUUUGAUUAUUCCGCAGGUCUUUUUUCAGUUCCAAUAUUUCCUGAAGGACCCUGUCAAGUACGACGUCAAGUAUCAGGCGAGCGCCCAGCCAUUUCUGGUGCUAGGUCUGUUGGUGACUGCUCUUGCAACUAGCCACUAGGCUUUUAUCCUCAAACAAAAGUUCCAUAAUUACCAGGAGACGGAAGAACGGCAUCUACAACAAGACUGAUGACACGAACAGCUUUCAGCCGUGGACAGGCAUGCACCGGGAGAACGAGAGGCCCUCCCAUAUUCAAGAGUAGUCUGAGCUUUUGGCCUCCCCAAGUAGUCGAGGCUUCUGGUGGUUUUAUGUCUCGAGAGCUAAAAUUCAGAAUCAGCUAAGAGCUUUAUAUCCCUUUGUUUCCCCCCUCCGUGGAAUGUAGCGUUUUCCGGUAGUGUGUUGGAAUGGAAUCCCGGCAUCGUUUUGUUGAUUUUAUCAACGUUCCAUUGUUCUUUCUUUGUGCCUUUGUUGGAACGUGAAACCUGCGGUUCUCUCAAAUCAAGUGUUCUGAAUAGUUUGUAAAAAAACUAAAGGAAAGUCUUUGAAAAAGGUAAGUGAAGUUAAUUCAGAUUAA